This is a messenger RNA of Gracilinanus agilis (Agile Gracile Mouse Opossum), 879 nucleotides long. Its product is annotated as latent-transforming growth factor beta-binding protein 3-like. The record is from RefSeq and is a predicted model, not a curated record. Gene Ontology annotation, molecular function: calcium ion binding. Lineage: Eukaryota; Metazoa; Chordata; Mammalia; Didelphimorphia; Didelphidae. The transcript is spliced from 8 exons. The annotation marks the transcript as partial.
ACACCGGCGUGCAGAAGCCGGGCCCGGUCCGCGGCGAGCUGGGGGGCGACUGCCCCCAGGGCUACAAGAGGCUCAACAGCACCCACUGCCAGGACAUCAACGAGUGUGCCAUGCCAGGCAUGUGUCGUCACGGAGACUGCCUCAAUAGUCCAGGCUCCUACCGCUGUGUCUGCCCCCCUGGCCACAGCCUCGGCCCCUCUCGAACCCAGUGCCUAGCCGAGAAGCCAGAGGAAAAAAGUCUCUGCUUCCGCCUGGUCAGCCCUGACCUGCAGUGUCAGCACCCGCUCACCACCCACCUGACCCGCCAGAUGUGCUGCUGCAGUGUGGGCAAGGCCUGGGGGGCCCGCUGCCAACGGUGCCCUGCCGACGGAACCGCUGCUUUCAAAGAAAUUUGCCCAGCGGGGAAAGGUUACCACAUCCUGACCUCCCACCAGACGCUCACCAUCCAGGGAGAGAGUGACUUCUCCCUGUUCCUGCACCCAGAUGGUCCCCCCAAAUCCCAGCAGCUCCCAGAGAGCCCCAGCCGGGCUCCCCCGCAGGAGGACCCGGAGGAGGACAAAGGGGUGACCACAGACUCGAUGGAUUCCGAGGAGCCCCCAGCCCAACAGGGCCAAUUCUCAGUCACCACGCAGCCGCCAGUGCGCCUGUACCCAGAGCUGCAUUCCCGGCCCACCCCACCAGCUGUGCGCAGAAUCCCGCCUGAUCUGCUUCCUUCCAGGAGCGCAGUGGAAAUCGCUCCCACCCAGGUCACAGAAACCGACGAGUGCCGGCUGAACCGCAACCUGUGCGGCCACGGAGAGUGCGUGUCGGGGCCCUCCGGCUACUCCUGCCAGUGCUAUACGGGCUACCGACCCCAUCCGCAGCAGCUCUACUGCGUGG